CACAACAAAGACAAUUGAAUUGAAAUUGACAUUGCAAAUCAAACAGAUAUCUCAAUUGCUUUGCUAUAUGGCUCAUGACAGCAAUGACAUGACACCAAAUUAUGAAUCAUCUCUAUAAUUCCCUUUGAUGAAUCAUCUAAACAAUCAAAGUCCUGCAUCUGUUUUUAGAGCUGUAAGGGAAACUGUUAGUUUUGCAUAAUAUAAACGCUGACUCUGGCAGGUAGGUGGGGUUUAACGGGGCUGAUUAUUUACGGUACUUUUUGUAGCAGCAGAGCUCUCCGGGAUGGCAUAAGAGUGGCUAUUACUACGGGAGGAGAAAACCUACCGACCGAACAAAAGACAGAGCCUCGUGGAAUCGUUCCAUCGGCGAUGGCACAGCUAGAGGUGUUUUUGUUCACGGCUCUAGCUCGCAUUUCGUCUGGGAAAUCUGCUUCCUUUAUUGGCUAAUCCUGAUCGGUACAUCAACCGACACCUCCAACUAUGGAUUGCACUGAAGUUCCACCUUGUGUGUUUCUGCGUCAAGACAAUAAGAAGUAAGAGGAAACCAUCACGGACGACUGUGGGUUAUUUUCCAUUCCGGACUGAUCCCCAUCUAUAGAGCGGGUCAUUGAGAAACGCAGAAGGGAACGGAUUUUUAACCGAAAUAGACUUUGAUAGACAAUUUUGUUUCAAUCCUCGGCUGCGAUUUUCAGGAUAUUCCAUUGGUUGGCGUGUAAAGGGCAUGGACACAAUGUUUAUUAUCCACUGUCUACGCAAGUUAUGUUUUAGCUACCAUAAAUUAUCCCUGUAGUUAGAAUAUAUGUCUUCGUGCUCUCUAUUUUGCAAUUAACGGGCUGGGAUGAUAUAACUGCGGUUUAGAGGAUUGCUUUUCGCUGGUAGGAAUAGUGCACUGCUGUAGUUAAGCUCUUUUGAACAGAUAAAGGCCUAUCGGGAUAGACGCUACGCAGAUCACCUACAGGCUUUCAGAAAUACCCUUUUGUUAAUUUUGACAACUAACCGAUAUAUAUAUAAAAAAAAUCAAUUGUAAUUCAUAUAAACGCAAGUAACCUAUUCUGAUCUGCAGUGUACAGUUGUAGGCUAUAAGGUGGAAUCAUCUACCCACAGCACUAGCAAGGUGACAGUGGAGUAGGGUUGCAGUGUGAGCGGAGUUCUCUGUGACAGAAGGACAACAGCCAUGGCUCUGCCAGAUAACACCCCCGGCAUUCCCGUAGCGGAGGAAGUCAUCUUCCCUGAGAUAGUAGAGCUGAACGUGGGCGGCCAGGUGUACAUCACCCGCUACUCAACCCUGAUCAGCGUACCAGACUCUCUCCUGUGGGAGAUGUUUAGCAGGAAAACCACCAAAGGGCUGGCGAGGGACACCAAGGGCCGUUUCUUCCUGGAUCGGGAUGGUUUCCUGUUCCGGUAUAUUCUGGACUACAUGAGAGAUCAGCAGCUGGUGCUCCCAGACCACUUCCCAGAGCGGGGUCGCCUGCAGCGGGAGGCGGAGUUCUUCAACCUACCUGAGCUCAUAAAGAUCCUGGCGCCCAAACUCAGCAAGCAGAACUCGCUGGGCGACGAGGGGUGUCAGAGCGACCCGGAGGACUCCUCGCCGGGCAUCGACACCGGGCGCAACCUGGCCUCGCUGGGCACUGCCGCCUGCGCCAGUCUGGUCCCCAGCGGAGACGGUAAACGCUCAGGGUUCAUCACCAUCGGUUAUCGCGGCUCCUAUACUUUGGGGCGUGACAGUCAGUCCGACGCCAAGUUCAGACGUGUUGCUCGCAUUAUGGUCUGUGGCAAGACGUCGCUGGCUAAAGAGGUGUUUGGGGAGACGCUGAACGAGAGCCGGGACCCAGACCGACCCCCAGAGCGCUACACGUCACGCUACUACCUCAAAUUCACCUUCCUGGAGCAGGCCUUUGACAAGCUGGCGGACGCCGGGUUUCACAUGGUGGCUUGUAACUCCACGGGGACCUGCGCCUUCGCUCAUGAGCAGACGGACGACAAGAUCUGGACCAGCUACACUGAAUACGUGUUCUAUCGUGAGUGAGGCCAUCAUCAGCCCUGGUCCCCGGGCCCCCUAGUGCUCCCCAGCCUCCAGCCCCUCUCCCCUUGCCUCCCUGGAUCAAGCCCUGGGUCCCCUUGCCUCCCGGGACCCGGCCCUUAGUCCUCUUGCCUCCUGGACCCCAGCCUCCAGCCACUGCCCCCCUGGCUCUUUGACCCCCAUAGUGCUCCCUAGCCUCCAGCCCUUGGCCCCAACCACCAUGUGCCCCCCCCCCCCCCCCCCCCCCCUCCCACUCUCCAGCCUCCCAUGGAUUCCUGCCUCAAGCCCCCUGGACCCCAGCCCCACGGGCCUGGCCCCCUGCCUCAAGUCGCCUGGACGCCAGCCCCAUUGGCCCCGGCCCCCUGCUUGAAACACCCCUCCAUAUUUCUUUCUGACCCAUCAGCUGCUCUCCUUACCGCCUCUGCUGUCCCCUCUCCUGAUCCAUCUAUAACCUGACCAUCGCCCCCUCAAGCCUCCGCACCAAGCCCCAGAGACCCAACUGCCUCCCCCUCCACUCUCCAUGUACUGUCUCCUCCUCCUGUAUAUAGUAUCUGCCUCAGUGAAGCACAAUGCUGUGUGUAAAAUAGCUUAUUUAGUCCAGUUCAAGCCCUUCCUGGUCUGUGUUUAACUAAUUGUAGAACUCAGAGAGUAGGCUGGAGGGGCCUAUUGGAAAAGAGCUUAGCUUGAAGUGGCCCCUGGUCGGUACUCUUUUGUUCUGAAUCUAGCCUCUGCUGCUGUUUACUCCAGCAGAUCAGACUCCUGCUCCUCUGAACAAAAAAUGUCUGAUUAAUGUGACAUCUAAGCAGCCUAGAGGAAUGAGCGAGAGAGUGGCCAGCCCGGCACAAGCAAGAACAAAGUGUUACACAAACGAAAGUCUUUAACUUCCAUUCCUCCUUCUCCUACUUCUUAUUUCCAUUAUGAUAUGUCUGUGACCAAACUGUUGGGAAAGCACCGUUCAGUUCUACUAUUCAAAUGAAGUAACAUAUUUUCCCCCCCAGUUUCGUGGAAAGGGAAUAAUACCUUAGCUUUUAAGUCUCUGCUUGUGAAGACAACUAGCUAACAUGAUGCCAUCUUGUCUCACAAAAGCACAUUGUACUCCUUAUAAGGGAAAAGAGCGCCUAAAUGGACCAAUAGCAUCCUCUCAUGUUGUUUAUGUGUGUCUUCUUCAGGACAACCCAGUUCUUUGCAUUCUAGAAAAACAACGCUAGUCUUGUCCGAGAGUCAAAACCAACAAACAAGGAAAGAAAACGUUGAGAAAAGAAUGAUAACUCAAAAAGAUCAAGUUGUGUAUUUGACUGCAGAAAGAGAAAAAAACAAGGGGUUUUAGUACAGGGUGAGGGUUUGUCUGAAAUGGCACCCUAUCCUCUAUGUAGUGCACUACAUUGACCAAAGUCCUCUGUGGGCCCCGCUCAAAAAAAGUGCACUACAUAAGGAAUAGGGGUGCUUGAUGAAGUGUGUUUGUUGAUUGUGCGAUGGAGUGUUGAGUAUUUUAAUCGCCCAUGCCUGGAAGACCAGAGAUGUGAAGUGUUACAUCACAAUGUCCACAAAACCUCUCCUUCUACUCUUCCUCCUCCUCCUCUUCCCCCUCUUCUUCCUCCUCCUCCUCCUCCUUCUACUCUUCCUCCUCCUCUUCCCCCUCUUCUUCCUCCUCCUCCUCCUCCUCCUUCUACUCUUCCUCCUCCUCCUCUUCCCCCUCUUCUUCCUCCUCCUCCUCUUCCCCCUCUUCUUCCUCCUCCUCCUCCUUCUACUCUUCCUCCUCCUCUUCCCCCUCUUCUUCCCCCUCCUCCUCUUCCCCCUCUUCUUCCUCCUCCUCCUCCUUCUACUCUUCCUCCUCCUCUUCCCCCUCUUCUUCCUCCUCCUCUCAUCUUGGUUUUUACACUGCCUUUCUGUUUUUACUUUCUUCAAACAAGAACAUUUUACAGGGAUACAAUUGUUUUUGAAUGCCCACAGCGUUUGGCUCUUCUCUUCUGAAACUGGUUUAUUUUUCUCAUUGGAGUGUCUUUUUAUUCAGCUAUCUAUCCCAAGCUCUUCUAUUCAGUUCAGUAUUCCAGUUUUAAGCUCUUUCAUAUUUGAUGAUGGCUCUCAUUGACUAUAAUGUGUAUACCCAUGAGAAGGAGGAAGGAUUACGCCAUAGCCAAGCAAAGAACGACAUUCUCUCAAAACUGUAGCAGCUAAACAACAGUACAGGACAGGACUUUGGAUAGCACAUGGAUAUUGUGGAUAUUUUGGGGGGAAUGUUGUAAUACAGUCGAUUCCUGAUAAGUACACCUCUUAUAAGUGCAAAAUCACUGGUUGUGCACAUUGUCAUUACAGUUAUAACAGUUGUAUAUCAGGAGUUGACUAUAGUUGGACUGAACAGUAAUUGUAACCAGAGCAACUAUAACCACAGUAACAGGAGACAGUGUGUGAAUGGUAAAAGGUUAAGAGGGGUUAAAUGUUAUUAAGAGGGGUUAAGAAGGGUUAAAGGUUAAGAGGGGUUAAGUGGUAGGGGUCAUUUUAAGGUAUACUCUCAGGGCAAGUCUGCAUAUCAACAACAACAUUACAAUUUGAACUUUCCGUGCCUCAGUAGGUAAAAUAAAGAAUCAUCUCCAAAUACCAAGGAACACUAAUUAUCUGAAAAGGCUCAACUUGUACCAGUAAUAAUCAAUGGAUCAACUAGUAUUGUGACUAGUAAAUUACAGAAUAUUCUCCCUGAUAAAGUGAAACUCUUGUUCAAGAAACGUUCUUUGCGGUUCGGUAGACAGAGGGACUUUAAUUUGAAUGAAGGUGUAAAGAAGACAUUCUGAAUGCCUGACGGAUGAUAAAUGUUUUCUUGGAAAUCGCUAGAGUAUGAUAGCACAUUCUUUGAGUAUGAUAGCAUGGUGUUGACAGGAGCAAUGAGUCGUCAAUAAAAAUAAAUAAAAAAAUGUAACCAGGUAAAGUAAAGAACAAAUUCUUAUUUUACAAUGACGGCCUACCUCUGCCAAACCCAGACGACACUGGGCCAAUUGUGCGCGUCCCUAUGGGACUCCAAAUCACAGACAGUUGGGAUACAGCCCAGGAUCGAUCCAGGUUCUGUAGUGACACUUCUAGCACUGAGAUGCAAUGUCUUAAACCACUACACCACUCCGGAGCCAAUGUUAUUGUCAGCUUCAGUAUCGAUGUCACAAGUUAAACAUAGACCAAACGUCAACGGAGAAAAGAUCUUUAUCGUUCAGUAGGUCCACCGUACACCCUGAAGAAAACACUGGUUUCUAUACCUAUUACAUGUUGUGGGAACAUGAUUAGUGUGAGACUUUCUUUAUUUCUGCUUUUAUUUCUACUCUCCGUUAGUCAGCACCUCUACAAAACAUUUUUGGGCGUGCGUCAGCUUAUGUCUUUUGUUAUACAGCAGGCGAAAGGAAAAUGUAGUCUGUCAAUUCCAAUGUGUUAUUUAUCGUCUGCUACAGUUGCAUUGUACGUCCGUUAUGAAUUAUUUAUUAACUAACCUGGUAAAGUAGGGUGACAUGCUUCAGGAGAGUUGUGUACGCUCUCAUUUAUAUUAUUAUUGUAACCUAAAAUUGUUAAAAGAACAUACAAAUAUUUCACAAGUAAACUCUUCAUUUUUUUACUGAAGACACCACAAGCCUAUAAAAGUAACUGUGUACUUCCAAGACUUUCCACCUCUCUCUCUCUCUCUCUCUCUCUCUCUCUCUCUCUCUCUCUCUCUCUCUCUCUCUCUCUCUCUCUCUCUCUCUCUCUCUCUCUCUCCACCUCAAUGCCUGAAAAGGCAGGCCUCUCUCUCUACCCUCUCCCUCUCUAUCUUUCUCACUCUCUCUCUCGCAGUGAAAAGGCAGGCCUCUCUCUCUACCCUCUCCUUCUCUAUCUUUCUCACUCUCUCUCUCGCAGUGAAAAGGCAGGCCUCUCUCUCUACCCUCUCCUUCUCUAUCUUUCUCACUCUCUCUCUCGCAGUGAAAAGGCAGGCCUCUCUCUCUACCCUCUCCUUCUCUAUCUUUCUCACUCUCUCUCUCGCAGUGAAAAGGCAGGCCUCUCUCUCUACCCUCUCCCUCUCUAUCUUUCUCACUCUCUCUCGCAGUGAAAAGGCAGGCCUCUCUCUCUACCCUCUCCUUCUCUAUCUUUCUCACUCUCUCUCUCGCAGUGAAAAGGCAGGCCUCUCUCUCUACCCUCUCCUUCUCUAUCUUUCUCACUCUCUCUCUCGCAGUGAAAAGGCAGGCCUCUCUCUCUACCCUCUCCCUCUCUAUCUUUCUCUCUCUCUCUCGCAGUGAAAAGGCAGGCCUCUCUCUCUACCCUCUCCCUCUCUAUCUCGUAGUGAAAAGUCAGGCCAGAGUCAGUGAAAGCGCGGAUCUGGAAUAGCAACGGUAGGUAAGUGGCUCUGUCAAAGCAGAUUACAGAACCUCUGUGUGUCUCUGCCUCUAAUCCAUUAAUUAGACCUGAGUGUACUGUAGCAACCUAGUAUCAGUCAGACACAAGACAUUAAUAAACAUAGUUGUUGUUGAGUGACAGCCAGGUCAGGUAGACCACAAACAGGGAACCCUGGUUUUCAUCAAAACACAGAAAACUAAGUCUCUGAUCUUUGUCAUCAAAACAGAGAAAUUUAACUCUCUGAUCUUUGCCAUCAAAAUAGAGUAAGCUAAGUCUUUGAUCUUUACCAUUGAAACCGAGAAAAAACUAGUUAUCUGAUCUUUGCUAUCAAAACAGAGAAAGUUAAGUCUCUGAUCUUUGCCAUCAAAAUAGAGUAAACUGAGUCUCUGAUCUUUGCCAUAGAAUCAGAGAAAGUAGUCAAUGUAGUCUCUGUUUUUAGCCAAAGGAGUUUUGCACCAUUUGUGCCCCCUCCAUGGUGAGAUAGGGCGAUGGUGCAGCCAGGUUGUUAAAGACUGAUGUCGAAACCCUUAACCUUAACCAUUCAGAAUGAGUGACUAAACUUAAUGUUUUAACCCUAUCCUUAACCUUAACCCUUAACCCUAACCAUUCAGAAUGAGUGACUAAACUUAAUGUUUUAACCCUAUCCCAAACCUCAACUCUUAACCUUAACCCUUAACCCUAACCAUUCAGAAUGAGUGACUAAACUUAAUGUUUUAACCCUAUCCCAAACCUUAACUCUUAACCUUAACCCUUAACCUUAACCAUUCAGAAUGAGUGACUAAACUUAAUGUUUUAACCCUAUCCCAAACCUUAACUCUUAACCUUAACCCUUAACCCUAACCAUUCAGAAUGAGUGACUAAACUUAAUGUUUUAACCCUAUCCCAAACCUCAACUCUUAACCUUAACCUUUAACCUUAUCCCUAACCAUUGAGAAUGAGUGACUAAACUUAAUGUUUUAACCCUAUCCCAAACCUUAACCCUUAACUUCAAAAGUUGAAGUUUGGAGAACGUGGCUGAACGUCUAAUUUGUCAAUGAGACUGUGAGAGCUUGUUGGAUGGUGUUGACUUGUCUGAUGUGAAAAAAUAUGUAAAACGUUUUCUCACAAUUAAGUAUGAAUCAAUUCAAUGCACCAUGACCUUGCUAUUUAAAGUGACGUGAGUCUAAUAAGUAUGAAUCAAUUCAAUGCAUCAUGACCUUGCUAUUUAAAGUGACGUGAGUCUAUUAAGUAUGAAUCAAUUCAAUGCAUCAUGACCUUGUUAUUUAAAGUGACGUGAGUCUAUUAAGUAUGAAUCAAUUCAAUGCGUCAUGACCUUGUUAUUUAAAGUGACGUGAGUCUAUUAAGUAUGAAUCAAGUCAAUGCGUCAUGACCUUGUUAUUUAAAGUGACGUGAGUCUAUUAAGUAUGAAUCAAGUCAAUGCGUCAUGACCUUAUGUAAAGUGAGUGAGUCAAGUCAUAAAUGUUUCAAAUGGCUUAGAUUCUGGAGGCUCUCAGAAUAUCCUCUAUCUGGCGCACACACACACACACACACACGUUAAAAUCUUUGUGUGCCGCCUCUUCCAAUCUAGAUCCGUCUAUUUUGGGGUCGCUGUUUCGGAAUGCACGAUGACGGUGGAAUCCUCCAGAGUGUGUUGUCACAGUGCCUGGAAUGUUUUUCCGACCAAUCCAAACUGAGUCUGGAGUGAUUGAGGCGGUGGUAUGAGUGUGGGUUUUGUCGCGUCAGUGAGUGACUGUGUACAUCGACAUCGUAGUGUAAAGUCUCGUCAGUGAGUGACUGUGCACAUCGACAUCGUAGUGUAAAGUCUCGUCAGUGAGUGACUGUGUACAUCGACAUCGUAGUGUAAAGUCUCGUCAGUGAGUGACUGUGCACAUCGACAUCGUAGUGUAAAGUCACAUCGACAUCGUAGUGUAAAGUCUCUUCAGUGAGUGACUGUGUACAUCGACAUCGUAGUGUAAAGUCUCGUCAGUGAGUGACUGUGUACAUCGAAAUCGUAGUGUAAAGUCUCGUCAGUGAGUGACUGUGCACAUCGACAUCGUAGUGUAAAGUCACAUCGACAUCGUAGUGUAAAGUCUCAUCAGUGAGUUACUGUGCACAUCGACAUCGUAGUGUAAAGUCUCGUCAGUGAGUGACUGUGCACAUCGACAUCGUAGUGUAAAGUCUCGUCAGUGAGUGACUGUGCACAUCGACAUCGUAGUGUAAAGUCUCGUCAGUGAGUGACUGUGUACAUCGACAUCGUAGUGUAAAGUCUCGUCAGUGAGUGACUGUGUACUUCGACAUCGUAGUGUACAGUCUCGUCAGUGAGUGACUGUGCAUAUCGACAUCGUAGUGUAAAGUCUCGUCAGUGAGUGACUGUGUACAUCGACAUCGUAGUGUAAAGUCUCGUCAGUGAGUGACUGUGUACAUCGACAUCGUAGUGUAAAGUCUCAUCAGUGAGUGACUGUGCACAUCGACGUCGUAAUGUGAAGUCUUGUCAGUGAGUGACUGUGCACAUCGACAUCGUAGUGUAAAGUCUCAUCAGUGAGUGACUGUGCACAUCGACAUCGUAGUGUAAAGUCUCGUCAGUGAGUGACUGUGCACAUCGACAUCGUAGUGUAAAGUCACAUCGACAUCGUAGUGUAAAGUCUUGUCAGUGAGUGACUGCACAUCGACAUCGUAGUGUGAAGUCUCGUCAGUGAGUGACUGUGUACAUCGACAUCGUAGUGUAAAGUCUCAUCAGUGAGUGACUGUGCACAUCGACAUCGUAGUGUAAAGUCACAUCGACAUCGUAGUGUAAAGUCUCGUCAGUGAGUGAUUGUGCACAUCGACAUCGUAGUGUAAAGUCUCGUCAGUGAGUGACUGUGUACAUCGACAUCGUAGUGUAAAGUCACAUCGACAUCGUAGUGUAAAGUCUCGUCAGUGAGUGACUGUGCACAUCGACAUCGUAGUGUAAAGUCUCGUCAGUGAGUGACUGUGCACAUCGACAUCGUAGUGUAAAGUCUCAUCGACAUCGUAGUGUAAAGUCACAUCGACAUCGUAGUGUAAAGUCUUGUCAGUGAGUGACUGUGCACAUCGACAUCGUAGUGUAAAGUCUCGUCAGUGAGUGACUGUGCACAUCGACAUCGUAGUGUAAAGUCUCGUCAGUGAGUGACUGUGCAAAUCGACAUCGUAGUGUAAAGUCUCGUCAGUGAGUGACUGUGCACAUCGACAUCGUAGUGUAAAGUCUCAUCGACAUCGUAGUGUAAAGUCACAUCGACAUCGUAGUGUAAAGUCUUGUCAGUGAGUGACUGCACAUCGACAUCGUAGUGUGAAGUCUCGUCAGUGAGUGACUGUGUACAUCGACAUCGUAGUGUAAAGUCUCAUCAGUGAGUGACUGUGCACAUCGACAUCGUAGUGUAAAGUCUUGUCAGUGAGUGACUGUGUACAUCGACAUCGUAGUGUAAAGUCACAUCGACAUCGUAGUGUAAAGUCUCGUCAGUGAGUGACUGUGCACAUCGACAUCGUAGUGUAAAGUCUCGUCAGUGAGUGACUGUGCACAUCGACAUCGUAGUGUAAAGUCUCGUCAGUGAGUGACUGUGCAAAUCGACAUCGUAGUGUAAAGUCUCGUCAGUGAGUGACUGUGCACAUCGACAUCGUAGUGUAAAGUCUCAUCGACAUCGUAGUGUAAAGUCACAUCGACAUCGUAGUGUAAAGUCUUGUCAGUGAGUGACUGCACAUCGACAUCGUAGUGUGAAGUCUCGUCAGUGAGUGACUGUGUACAUCGACAUCGUAGUGUAAAGUCUCAUCAGUGAGUGACUGUGCACAUCGACAUCGUAGUGUAAAGUCUUGUCAGUGAGUGACUGCACAUCGACAUCGUAGUGUGAAGUCUCGUCAGUGAGUGACUGUGUACAUCGACAUCGUAGUGUAAAGUCUCAUCAGUGAGUGACUGUGCACAUCGACAUCGUAGUGUAAAGUCUCUUCAGUGAGUGACUGUGUACAUCGACAUCGUAGUGUAAAGUCUCUUCAGUGAGUGACUGUGUACAUCGACAUCGUAGUGUGAAGUCUCGUCAGUGAGUGACUGUGUACAUCGACAUCGUAGUGUAAAGUCUCGUCAGUGAGUGACUGUGUACAUCGACAUCGUAGUGUAAAGUCUCUUCAGUGAGUGACUGUGUACAUCGACAUCGUAGUGUGAAGUCUCGUCAGUGAGUGACUGUGUACAUCGACAUCGUAGUGUAAAGUCUCAUCAGUGAGUGACUGUGUACAUCGACAUCGUAGUGAAAAGUCUCGUCAGUGAGUGACUGUGCACAUCGACAUCGUAGUGUAAAGUCUCAUCAGUAAGUGACUGUGCACAUCGACAUCGUAGUGUAAAGUCUCAUCAGUGAGUGACUGUGUACAUCGACAUCGUAGUGUAAAGUCUCAUCAGUGAGUGACUGUGUACAUCGACAUCGUAGUGUAAAGUCUCAUCAGUAAGUGACUGUGCACAUCGACAUCGUAGUGUAAAACCAAAGCAAGCCACUAGCUGGGAGGUGUCGAAGCACACUGAGGGAAUAUCAGAAGAUAGUGUCCAUGCUACAGGUCUAUACCUCUUUGGUUAACUGUGAGGCCCAGCAUUCAACAGCGUUGAUGUAAGAGGGUCGCUUAGAUACGCUGAAGCUAUCCCGGAUGGCCAUCUAAAACUGGUGUGAAAGUCGAGCAUGUUUGGUUGUGAGCCAUAUAGUGAGCAGGUGUAAACUAUGUCUGAUCAUACCAGGGACGUGUUACAAUAAAGACAUUUUAUCAUG
Molecule: messenger RNA, 11097 nt
Organism: Salvelinus fontinalis (brook trout)
Lineage: Eukaryota; Metazoa; Chordata; Actinopteri; Salmoniformes; Salmonidae
Product: BTB/POZ domain-containing protein KCTD12-like
Exons: 1
Coding region: 1175-2026 (283 amino acids)
Biological process (GO): regulation of G protein-coupled receptor signaling pathway; protein homooligomerization
Molecular function (GO): protein binding
Source: RefSeq, a predicted model, not a curated record